This is a messenger RNA of Kalmanozyma brasiliensis GHG001, 2607 nucleotides long. Its product is annotated as LisH dimerization motif, subgroup. The transcript has a single exon. Gene Ontology annotation, molecular function: transcription corepressor activity; protein binding. Gene Ontology annotation, biological process: regulation of transcription by RNA polymerase II. Gene Ontology annotation, cellular component: Set3 complex. Bases 1 to 2607 code for a protein of 868 amino acids. Lineage: Eukaryota; Fungi; Basidiomycota; Ustilaginomycetes; Ustilaginales. The record is from RefSeq and is a predicted model, not a curated record.
AUGGCCCCUCUUUGCACCUCAGCAGAGGUCAAUCUGCUAGUGUAUCACUACCUCAAAGAGUCCGGCUUUCACCACGCCUCCUUCUCACUCCGCCACGAGUCGCGGCUAGACGACGAACCGCUUUCCAAAGAGGCUGUCAUCGAACCCGGUCAACUGGUCCGUUUCUUGCAGAAAGGCCUCAUCUAUGCAUCCGUAGAAGCCCACAUUCAGGACGACGGCACCGAAAAGGCAUGCUCUUCCAACAUCCGCCUUGUAGGCCCCCCUCACGUCUGCGACGGCAAGCCUCGACCCACGCCUCCACCUGCUAGCCCAACACGGUUGUCGCCAGAACCGGAUCCGUUCGCAGCACACCAAAUUCGAUCUGAGCACAAGGAGGCAGCGACACAGACACCUGCGGCUCCCGCUCCUGUAACAAAGCCCGUCAAUGGCGUACACAACAGCAAAGCAGCAACAGCAGUGCCACCACCAUCUUCUUUGGGCGGCGAAGAUGCAGACCGAUCAUCUCAGGUAGCCUCUUCCUCGACGAAGAAGAUCGAAGAUGCAGCCGACAACGAUGACGCUUCCUCCACUGCGUCCAAGCCCAAGGAUGCCAAGCGCAAAGCAUCAGCGUCCGUCACCUCGGAAGCAGACCGGGACGACAAGCGAGUGCGGAGGAGCGAGGCAAAGGCAGUAAGCGACGCCGUCACGUCAGAAGCACACGCCGACGGCGAAGAGCGAACAACGUCCCGCAAGGAUCGUCGCAACGGCGACGUGACAGCGGCGGCGGCGUCCCGCUCGGCAUCCCCAAGCGUAGAAAGAAAGCAGCAGACGAACAAGGAAAAGGACACAACAAGCAGCAAAAAGAAGAAGGGCGGAAAGUCAUCUGCAGGUGAGAACGGUGAAGCAAGCAAAAAGCGGGGAGACAAGGCCAAGGAUCCCAAGGCGCCGAUACCUCAGCCCAAGGGCGACAACUACAUCGAGGAUGGUCAGAUCACGACGCUAGCAGGGCAUACGGGCGAGGUCUUCAUCUCGGCCUGGAAUCCUACCGUGCCGAACAUGCUGGCUUCCGGCGGCGGUGAUGCUACCGUCCGCAUCUGGGAAGUGCCGGAGAAUGCAGGCGAAUCGCCUGAAGCGCCCACUAUCUGCAAGCAUCUCCCAGCCGCCCAGAGCAAGGACAUCUCGACUCUCGACUGGAACCCUGACGGAACGCUGCUCGCUUCCGGCUCAUACGAUGGCAUCGUCCGACUCUGGACUCCGCAAGGCGAUCUGCACCUCGUCAUGUCCAUGCACCAGGGUCCCGUCAUCAGCGUGCGAUGGAACCGCAAGGGCAACAUGCUGCUCACUGGCAGUGCAGACGGCACCAUCAUCGUCUGGGACCUCAACAGCGGCAAGCCUCGGCACACAUUCCCACUCCACAGCGACAGCGUUCUCGAUGUGGAAUGGCUGUCGACCGCCGAUGGUUCGCUCAAACCCAGCUCGACCUCCGAUGCCCCACCGCCCAUGCCGCACGGUCUCAGCCCUUCCGUCGCCGAUACCUACUUUGCCACGUGCUCCGCGGACAACAGCAUCAACUUGUGCAAGCUGGGCGAGCCAAAGCCCAUCAAGUCGUUCAAGGGUCACACCGACGAGGUCAAUGCGAUCCGCUUCGAUCCUUCUCAGACGCUGUUGGCGUCCGUAUCGGACGACAUGACGGCCAAGAUCUGGGCUCUGGACAUCGGUUCCAGUGGUCCAGGAGGAGCGACGACCGGUACCGCUGGAUCAGCAGGCGACCACCUCCGCAAACGAGCGUCGCAACGUCGAGGCGGCAGCGCUCACCUGGAAGGAAUGGACGUGGACGAGGAACCGUCUCAGCGCGCCACAGAAGACGCUGCAGGCGAUCGUGGUGCCACGCCUGGAUCAAAUGGUGGCGGACCAGCCUCAGCCAGUGCAUUGAAUGGCAAAGAACGGGCUUCACCGGCACCCGGAAGCAACGGGCAGUCUGCCGCAGCAUCGACGUCGGGUGCUUCCUCGAACCUCCUCACCACCACGGCAAAGGGCCCGAACAAGGGCUUGAGGCUGACGCUUGCGGGCCACACGAAAGAGCUCUACGCUCUCGCAUGGUGUCCUACCGGUCCCGGCUCCGCCAAUCCGGAUCAGCCCAGGAUGCUGGCCACCAGCUCCUUUGACUGGACUGCCAGGCUGUGGAACGCCGACAAUGGCGAUUGCAUCCGUGUCAUUGACGCACACGAAGACAACGUCUACACAUUGCGAUUCAGUCCUUGCGCCCGCUACCUCGCCACGGGCGGCAUCGACAAGAAGGUCAUCAUCUCGCGCGUUGACACUGGCGCGCUGGUGCAGCAGUACCUCGGAGGGGGCGCCAUCUUUGACAUUGCCUGGAAGGACCUGCAUGACGACGCUGUCGAGACGAAGCAAGAGGACGGUGACAGCACCAGCUCGCAGCCUUUGGCGAAACGCCACCAGCUCGCCAUCUCGCAGGCUGACCGAAAGCUCAGCGUUCUCAACAUCAGCGAUCUGGAUGCCGUCGAGUCGACCGCCAGCUUCAAAGCGCCUCCGCCCGCCGAGGUCAAGACCGAGGCGAGCGCGGGCAGCGAGAAGCCACCCAAGAAGCAGGCGCGCGGCGGAGCCUAA